Messenger RNA from Hyaena hyaena (striped hyena), 714 nucleotides. It is a transcript of the gene SELENOM, whose product is annotated as selenoprotein M. Gene Ontology annotation, cellular component: endoplasmic reticulum lumen. The record is from RefSeq and is a predicted model, not a curated record. The transcript has 5 exons. NCBI's taxonomy places the organism in Eukaryota, Metazoa, Chordata, Mammalia, Carnivora, Hyaenidae. Gene Ontology annotation, molecular function: oxidoreductase activity.
CGGGGGCGGGGCCAUCCGGUGGACCCAGACGUGGCGCAGUUCCUCUGGGGUUCGCCUCCUGUUUUGUGGAUCAUCUUCGGCCCGGUUCCGAUGCACCUCCUGCUUCCUCCACCGCCCCUGCUGCUGCUUCUCGCGGCACUUGGGGCUGCCGUCACCACCUUCCGGCCAGACUGGAACCGCUUGCACGGCCUGGCCCGAGCCCGGGUAGAGACCUGUGGGGGAUGACAGCUGAAUCGCCUGAAGGAGGUGAAGGCCUUCGUCACCCAGGAUAUCCCUUUAUAUCACAACCUGGUAAUGAAACAUCUUCCGGGGGCAGACCCAGAGCUCGUCCUGCUGGGCCACCGCUACGAAGAACUGGAGCGAAUCCCACUAAGCGAAAUGACCCGCGAGGAGAUCAAUGAGCUGGUGCAGGAGCUCGGCUUCUACCGCAAGGCAGCGCCUGACGAACCUGUUCCCGCGGAGUACCUGCGGGCUCCCGCCAGGCCUGCUGAAGGCCCUAUGGCCCGCGCUGACCUUUAGGUCCAGAGAUGAGGGCCCGCUCCCUCCCCCGCCUGAGCCCUGGGGACAGAAUGAAGCGCUCAGCGUCCCGGGAACAUCUCCCUCGCUGAGGGCCGACUCUCCGUCCUAGAGCCGGUAGAGAUGGAGUUGGGGGUUCCUCCUAACCCCUCUUUCUUCCCUCCCCAGCUCAAUUAAAUCCUUUUUCGCCCUAACGGA